Messenger RNA from Manis pentadactyla (Chinese pangolin), 1374 nucleotides. RefSeq names its product small integral membrane protein 22 (gene SMIM22). The transcript has 4 exons. Gene Ontology annotation, biological process: regulation of cell population proliferation. The coding region runs from base 31 to 501 and encodes 156 amino acids. NCBI's taxonomy places the organism in Eukaryota, Metazoa, Chordata, Mammalia, Pholidota, Manidae. The record is from RefSeq and is a predicted model, not a curated record.
GUGUUCCAGGCUGCAUAUCUGGUCCCCGCAAUGACGAGGCCGACAGGCCCGCAGCCGGCACACCUGGCAGGUGCAGCCCCGCCCGCCCGCCCGCAGCGCCGCCGCCCACGGAGGGUGGGGCCGGUUGCCGGGGCCCCGCCGGCGCGGACCCGGAAGAGGAAAGCAGUCCGUUCCCGCAGGAACCAGGGCCUGCCUGGCUCGGGGCGCUCAGAGGGCCCUCCAGCUGGGAUGGCCGCGUCGGCGGAGACCCUACAGGAGGAGCUGCAGACAGUGGCCCAGGAAGUGCUGGGGAAACUGAGGAGCCGCCGGCUGUUCCAGUCCGAGUGGGACACCGCCGCCUUCGUCGUCUUCCUCCUCUUCGCUGGCACCGUCCUGCUCCUGCUCCUGCUCGCCUGCACCCACUGCUGCUGCUGCAGACCCCGCCGUGGCACCCUCCUGUCCCAGAAGGUGCGCUCAGCGCAGGAACGCACGGGUGUAGACAACUUGGCUUUGGAGCCUUGAAGCGGGAGCCCCCAGCCCCUCUGUCCAUGUGACCGGCGGCCAGCAUAAACAAUGCCUUGUUUGCUUGGAGGCGAGAUGGCGAGCUGUUCAGAGCCUCUGUCACGGGGUGGGCAGCGUGGGCACUCCCUGCUUUGGCUAGAUGCCCGCCUGGCCCCUCAAGGCCUUCAGCUCAUGACCGUCACCAGGAGGCCUUACGUAACUUGCUAGGGGUCAACCAGCAGCUGCCAUGGGGAAGCUGGGCCCAAACGGGGGGCUUGACCCCCCAGGAGAGCCCCUGUCACCAUCCCUCGGCAGCCUGGGCACACUCUAAAGGUGGCAAGGGCAGGCCAGGUGCUCAGUGCCUGGGUACUCCACCCAGUUCCUGGGCAGCAAGGCCCCCCCAGCUUGGUCCUCACUCAGAUGGACAGACGGACAGGGGCUCCACGUAAAGUUGGAUGAUCUUUAUUUCUUGGUGGCCUUGCCAGGUGUGACGGGAAAGUCAAGGGCACCAUAGCUCACAGCGGGUGGCUUGUCUUCCCCUUUCCUCCACCUGCCUCCCAGCUCAGGGCCACCACCCACCCCUCACCCUCUAGCUGGAAGGGUAGUGCGGCCACCCUCACCAUCCUGGAGGCAGGUUGGCAGGAAGCCACGUGGGAAAGGGGCGCCCUGGGCUGACCCCUCCCUGAGUCCAAGGGUUCUCGCGGUGCCAUGCCAGGAGGGCAGGGCUCGGACAUGAGCCACCUCUCAGCCCUGACUUCCUGACACUCCCGUCCAAACAAAAAGCCAGGCAGCACCCCCUCCUCCCAGGGUUCCAGUGUUCACUCUCAUCUGUGGAAAUGUGACAGGUAGGAUGGGGCAAAGAGGGAAAUAAACAGCCCACGUUUCCCAGCUCUG